AUGUUCAGGACAGCUCUCAUUGUUGGCUCUGUUGGAACAGCUCAUCCAGGGGACGGUUUGGGGAUUUAUGUGAAAAGUAUCAUACCAGGCAGUGCUGCGUACCACAAUGGCCAGAUUCAAGUGAAUGACAAGACAGUUGCUGUGGAUGGUGUGAAUACUCAGGGCUUUGCUAACCAGGAUGUCGUUGAAGUACUAAGAAAUGCAGGGCAGGUGGUGCAUCUAACUCUAGUUCGCAGGAAAACAUCUUCAACUGCUUCUCCAUUUGAACAGCCUUCAGACAGAGGAACUGUUGUAGAACCUCCCAAAACAUCAACCCUAUUAAUUGGAGCUGUGAAAACAGAAACUGAUUUGGAUAUCGAAGCAGAGGAAAUUGGAGAAAGACUAGAUCAUCUAAAAAAGGAAAACAUACAAGGCUUAGAAAAAUCAGAAAAAGCUCCAGGCUUUCCAGAAAAUGAGCUGAAAUCCAGAUGGGAAAACCUACUGGGCCCUGGGUAUGAAGUAAUGCUGCUGCCUAUCCACACUCUGAGGCUUAGUAUGGAAGUGGAUUCCUUUGAUGGGCACCAUUAUAUCUCUUCAAUUGCUCCUGGUGGUCCUGUAGAUACUCUGAACCUCCUACAGCCUGAAGAUGAAAUUUUUGAGGUCAAUGGCAUGCAGCUAUAUGGGCGAUCUCGCCAAGAAGCAGUCUCCUUUCUUAAGGAAGUUCCCCCACCUUUCACCUUGGUUUGCUGUCGCCAGCUGUUUGAUGACGAGGCCUCAGUCGAUGAACCGAGAACUACAGAACCUUCUCUUCUGGAGAUGGAAGUAUAAAGGGCUGAGCUGUGGUUUCUUUCUAUUGUGCAUCCACUCAACAAAGGCGCCCCAAAGAGGGUGUUACUAUGUAAAGGGAGGGCACCUACCUACUCCACAUUUUUUAUUUGCCAAAGGCAACAAUGAACUUUUCAAAUUCUGAUUUUUUUCCGUUUGACCUUCUAAAACCCUCUGAAAAUGUUGGUGACAGUAUUAUACAUUCAAUUUGAUUUUAGAGAACUUUAAACAAAUAAUUUUUAAUUAAUUGCCUGGAUUCAUGGCUGUUAACAUCUAUUUCAGCUCAUUUCAUCCUACUAAGGUUAGGGUAUUGGUGAGUGUGCACUAUCUAAGUGUCUUCCCUUUCUAAGAGCCUUGAAAUUCUGAUCAGUUUCAAAGUGAGUUUAGAAGUUGCCAGAAACACACAAGGUCAGAACAUGGACCAACACACUCUUCCUCUGAGGUUAGAACUCUCCUGCUGAGAGUGCUCUAAUUGUGGAAGGAGCUGUGAGUGCAUGUGCUGUCAUCACCUGCCCUUUGGAGCCUCAUAUUUUAUGCCACUUCCUGUCUAUUCCAGAAUGUUGGUGCCAAGUCCAUUCAUUGCAGUUUAAAUGCACAAGUCUUUCCUUUUGCCUGCCCAGGCUUUUGACUUGUAAUUUAACUCAGUUUAUCUUUUGAAGUUGUGUAGACCUUAGCUUAGUGUUUGGGAGUCUUUGAGCAAAUGACUGCUUUCUGUUCCUGUCCUUCUGAAGUAUGGUGCUGCUCACAGAACAGUCCUCAUGAGUUCAUGUGAGAAAGAAAAAAAAAGUAUUGCGUGCAAAGUUCUUAGCAUUAUCUCUGCACAAGGGGAGCUCUGUGAAGGCCACUGGGGAAUGUCCCUGACCCUUCCCACCCGCCGCCACCUUUGUUUCCCACUGACUAAAUUACAGGAGAGUCUAGUGCCAUCUUGCAGUCUAGUGGUAUAAUAGAUCCUUUAGCACAGAUGAAUCUUGCUUUUCCAAGAAAAGCAGCUCUUUGUGACAUAGGCCAUUUCUUACAAUUGUCUGCUAUCUCAUGUUCUGUACUGCAUAUGUAAGAGGAACUUAAUGAUUAUUGAUUGGCAGCCUUUUUGUUUGUUUGUUUGAGACAGGGUCUCCCUGUAGUCCCAGCUGACCUGGAACUCACUAUGUAGAUCAGGCUGGCCUUGAACUCACAGAGACCCACCUGCCUCUGCCUUCUGAGUACUGGAAUCAAAGGCAUGCACACCAUCACGUCAGCCCCCCCCCCUUUUUUUUAAAGAGAAGAUUUCACUACAUAGCCUAAGCUAACCUUGAACUGAACUCACAAUCUUGCCUUUAUCUCUCCGGUGCUGACAUUAUUGGUGUGUGCCUCCAUGCUUGGCUAAUAUCUGUUUUAAUGUAAGAAGAAAAAAUUUCAAGGAAGGACUCAAACGACAUACUUUGUGUUGUUUGCUGUUCUCAGUAAACUGAAAUGUGUUGGUGACUUCCCUCAGAAGGUUGAUAGGAAAGAAUUCCUUUAAUCUAAUUCUGUAGGGGUGUAAAUCAUCAUCUGAGUUCUCUGACUCUGUGUGCUCAUCUGUCAUAUUGUCCUGUAACACAGUGGUGAACAACAGCCUGAAUUAUGCCAAAUGUCAACUUUGGUGUCCAUUAGUCGAUUGCUUUCCAUUCUGUUGAUACAAGAGUUAUGCAGAAUUGGUUAUAUCAAAGUGAUAUAUUUCAGAACAUGCACCUGGGAUGCCUUGAAAUUUCUAUAAUCUUGAUUUUUGUGAUUAUAUGUGGUCCCUUAAAAUCUUGACUCUCCUUCUGUUCUCUUUUUUCACUAAUACCAUCUUCUCCUCUUUUUUAAGAUUUAUUUUUAUUCCUGUGUGUCUCUGUGUGUAUGCCAUGUGUGUGCAGAUGCCUGUUGGAGACCAGAAGAGGGUGUCGGAUCCUCUAGAACUGAAGUUACAGGUGGUUGUGCAUGAACUGCCAUGUGUGGAUGCGCAGAACCAAUCUCAUGUCCUCUGAAAGGCCAGUAUGUGCUCUUUACUACUGAGCUCUCUCUUCAGCCCCUAUUUGGUUAGAUGGUUCAGCUACAAUUCUAAUUCUUAUUGACCAGUGAAUAUGCUCCAGUAAAUGCCAAUCAUAUUGUAUUAUCAAAUGGAGCAUUGUAUCGAAAGAUUUCAUUUCUUUUUAAGAAUAUUACUUCCUGGGCUGGUGAGAUGGCCUGGCAGGUAAAGGUGCUUUGCUGUGCAAGCCUGGCGACCUGAG
Messenger RNA from Nannospalax galili (Upper Galilee mountains blind mole rat), 3032 nucleotides. Its product is annotated as inaD-like protein. NCBI's taxonomy places the organism in Eukaryota, Metazoa, Chordata, Mammalia, Rodentia, Spalacidae. Gene Ontology annotation, molecular function: protein binding. The transcript has 8 exons. The coding region runs from base 1 to 807 and encodes 268 amino acids. The record is from RefSeq and is a predicted model, not a curated record.